CCAUUACGAAAACACAAGCGCAUAAAUGUCUCCCCGCGAUAUUUUCUUGAGAAAUGACUUCUACAAAUGAUGGAAAAGACGUGAAAAGUAAUCAAACAAGUAGCCACAAAGGCAAAUCCUAUUAUAUUGAUCUUUACAAGUCUUUAGAAAAACACCUGAGCGAGGAGUGUGAGCUGCGCACGCGCACGCAGCACCUGUGCUCGGCGUGGCGGCGCGUGCACAGCUUGUGUCAGCACUCCGCGCAUACCACACAUCCCCACUACCUCGCCUGGCUGCAGAGGCACACCGCCAACACUCUGCUUCAGACUGAAUGGCAAUCAGAGAAAGAUGAACAUGCGAAGCUCCAAGAGGCAAUCGACUCGUUCAUUGAGGAGAGCAAAGCAGCAGCCACUAACAGAAAUGGCCACAGCCCAGCCUGGGAGUCACAGCUGGUGCAGAGAGGGGAGUGGUUUAAGAAGAUCCUGGGCAACCCCUGGGGACACCCAGUGCUCAAAGUGCUGUGUGACCCGAGGAGCAAGCCGCCUAGCGACGAGGACAUAUUAGAAUGGCUGAAGGAAGAAAGAGGUGUGAUGUUUGUGACGCGGCUUCGACACCUCGCCGCGUCAAAGAAAUGCCACGAAAUUGCUCUAUCACUUGUCACUGCAGUGAUGGACCGCAAGCGGGCUUGCGAGACACUCGUGCCUGACGCAGAACAAGCAGACGAACAAGAACCCCCUCAGCCAGAAGGAAGCAAGGCAACCUUCAAAGACAUUCUCGGAUCGGAGGCCGGAUUCACAUUGGACGUGUGGGAGCUCCUCACAGAUCUGGAGCUGGUACUACUGCACAAACGGAACGAGCAUCCACAGUGUAUUGCGUUGGCGAAGAAAAUCCCGCUCCGAAGUGGCUAUCAGUUGGUAGAGCGGCUCCGCAGUCGCCCGGAGACUUCGCCCCGCGAGAAGAAGCUAUGGAAGAACGCGGGAGACGUCGCCACGCUUGUCGCACAGGUGCUGAUAACCCGCUGCAUGGUGGUGCCCUCGUGCCGCGGCGCAGUGCGCAGCGCCCUGUACUGCUGCGCGCGGUCGCUGGUGCGGCUGCUGCCGGCCGCCACGCUGGCCGCCGCCGCCUCCGCCCUCGCCGCGCCCGCCGCCACCGCCAGGCAUCUGCACACGCUGGCCGCGGCCGUGCACACUCAGCUGCAGCAGAAGGCUGAAGACAUGAAUUCGUUCGUGUGCGAGUUGUACGUGCGAGCGAUCACGGCCGGCAUGAACGAACUGGAAAAGCUCAAGUUGAAGACUGAAAAGGAAGCGGAAGCCCGCAGCACGGAGCAGACGCUGGCCAGCUGGUUCACGUCGCUGGGGUCACUGCUGGCCUGCAGCGUCCGCAUCCAGUGCGAGUGUGUGCUCACCGCCUUCUCCGUGCAUCCCACUGCCGCUAUGUACGAUAAGAUCUGCGCUCAGCCGCGGCUCACCACCAAACAGGUUAUACAGGAGCCAAAAGAAGAAACGAAGUCGGAAUUCGGUAGUUGGGCGAGCGACAGCAGGUCUCAGACGAACUUGGUAAAAACCUCCGAAACCCUGAACCUGAAGCAGACGCAGCAACAUACAAACGUCAUGUCCACGGCCAUAUUUGCCGAAGGAGAGGCGCUUGGAUUGUCCGCUGAGUUGUGUCAAGAUUUGACUGUUUGUCUGUCCGGCCCCAGAGUCAAAACCUUGUCGUGGGAUAUGGAUAGGGAGGUGCUGCUAGAGAACUGCCGCACGUACAUGGAGCGCACUCACGGCGGCACUAGGGCGCUCACCACUGAACUGAAGUACUUGAACCUCGACCCCAGCGAGUACCAGCAUCUGCCUGAGGAGGAGGACAACGAGAAUGACGUCUACUACGGCAUUGAGAAAGGUUACGAGCAUUUAGUGGAGUUGCAAGAGGAGGUCGGCUGGGAAGAGGAACUCUUUGAUCACGAGGCCACAGAAACUGCGUACUCGAGUGAGGACAUGGAAGAAAUACGUCUCAGGCGAAAGAAGAAGUCUAAAAAACUGGUUCUACCAUCCGAUGAUGAAUCAGAUCCACUAAGCACAUUCACGGAGUCCAAUAAAGGCGAUAAGAAGAAAGAACGACCUCACAGCAAAGAGAGGAGUAAAGAGAAAAAGAAGAAAUCGAAAAAUCCAGAGGACAAAGCGAAGAGGAAAGAGAAGAAAGAACGGAAGAAGAAAGAAAAGAUUGCCAAAGCUGGGUCUUUAGCGUCACUUAUAGGCGUAAAAGUAACAACAGAGCUCGGUCUAACAAUAUCGGAUAGCGAUUAUGAUAGUCAAGGAAAAUCCUCAUUAGCAUCGGAAGGAAAUGAUCCAAACGUUGUAUUUGACGGUCUCUUUAACAUGGACGACCCGCUAUCAGAACAAAAAGAACCGAAACUUAUGAACGGUGAACUCAGUGUGGUCAAUGGCGAAGUUGUCGUCAAUAAAGAGCCCAAAAAGAGACCAAGUAACAAAAAUAAAUCCAAGAGCAGUACAAAUCUAUCAACGAUAGAAACGAAGCCUGUUCAUAGUGUUAAAAGUCUUUUGAAUUUGAAUUCAAAGCCUCCACGGCCGUCUGCUUCUGGUGUCGUCAGUGAACAGGUCAAACGAAGCAUAACUAAAUUGCUACAGUUCAGACGCAAUCAAAACUCUGUUUUGGCACAAAAAAGCGCUGCAAAGCCUGAACAUAAACCACUCAACGCCAUAUAUAAGCCUGAGUUUCCAUCUCAACAGGUGAUAAGCCCUAAGUCUGUCAUAGUCCCGGAAAUACCAAAAUCGUACAUAAAUAAAAUGGACCGGUUAAAUGCCGAGAGAAAUUCAUCUACGUUUCUAAAUCCAACGUCAAUAGGACACCCACUAUAUAGAUCAAAUAGUGACACACGGCAUAAUGUUCCACCACAGCACAGUCAUAAAAGCAAUAGUGAACCUAUCACACCACAGACUUUUAGCAGUCCUGAGUUGCCUAGACCCGUCAGUAAAUAUAAAGAAAUCGUAAAUUAUAAAUUUCGAGACAUUUUGACUAUACCAAAUUUUUACCAAAAUACGAAUUUCAAUCAGACUUCUACACCAAACAUUUUGGGCAAAAGUCCAAGUCCUCGAGUACAGCCAAAACAUGUUUCAACGUCGCUGUCUCGAGUAGACCGAACACCGCAGGCUCAAGAACACGCAAAGAGCUAUGAGAAUUUUCUGAUAGAUUUGAAAACAGCUGCUAAUCCAGCGCCCACCGCGUGUCCUGAAGCGUUAGUCAAUAAGGAUGUCCGAUCGAUGAGUCGAGUGUCGCCCAGUAUGUCCGGUUAUCCGGAUCUAACGAUAUCUCAACAAUGUGCCAAACAAGCCCCUCAGAAGAAGGUAGAGAAUGCUCCGAACACGUUCUCACGUCUUAGCUACAUGAAAAAUAAACAGUCCGACUUUAAACACAAACAGACAGUUGAAACUCACGCGAGCCGUAAAGAGGAGUUGAGUCAACGAGCGAGAGCCCAAACCGAUUUGUCGCGAUGUAUGUCAGAGUUUAAAAAUACUAAGUUAAAAUACAUGCAAGCAACAAAGGCCGAUACUGUUAUAACUCGCGUCGAUAACCCUCUCAAUUUGUCGUGUAAUAAUCCGAACAUCCGGAAAGCAGGAAAUGAACAAUCAACUAGUAGCCACUCCAUCAUGAAUAUAUUACAACCCAGUACAAGUAUAUCUCAAACGCCAGUGUCAAGGUACGAUGUUGAUACAAACAAAGCGAUACCACCUGCUACUAAAACCUCGUAUUUAACUGAAAAAGAUCAAAAUGAUUUGUUACUUAUGUUGCGACAACAAAACCGUAUAAAUGCUGCCAGAAAUGCUGUCAGUCAUGUCCCUCCUACUCCACAUACGCCAAUAAAUAUGACAACUGAUAAUGCGUCGUCUAGUCUGAGCAACCCCGUACAGACUACUAGUUUGAUGAAUAAUAAUUUCAUACAAUAUGCAAAUACAACAGAGAGUAAAGAAACAAGCCAGCCUGCUUCAAAACUUUCGAACAGUUUGCUUAUACGUCCACCCAAGAAUGUACCAAAUCCAGGUGGACGUGGAAGUAAAAAAGCAACCAAGGCCAAUGUACGGAACCAUACUUCAAAAGGUAAACCUAAAGAAUCUGACGUUCUUGAUUGGGAAAAAGUGAUGAAUGCUAUUAGAGCACAAAAGACUCCUAGUAGAGGACCGUCCGCGCUUGAGUUGGCUUUGAAAACAAGUGCAGAUCCUUCUGAUAAUAGUCUACGAAAUCAGCGAAUAGUUCGCACGAGCUCUGUGGAAGAGACGAAUAAAAUUACUAAGACUGUUGAGACCAUAAUCAGUCAAGCAAAUAAUAUAAACACUCAAAAAACGUCAGUUAUAUCUUUUUCUCAACCACCUAAGAAAGAUGUAGUCAGUACAACGCAAGAUAUUCAAAACAAAUCGGUUAUAGUUCAAACCCCACAAUCAGAUUUGCAAAAUAUAUCAAUAGAAUGUAAAAAAUCUACAAAAAAUGCACCCAACAAAACACCUACAGCGGAAGUCGAUAAAAAACAGUUGGUUUCCGAAAAAAAUAAGUUCGCUACAACAAUAUCAAAAAAUAAAGAUCCUUUCAUAUCGGGCAGAGAGGAAGAUUAUAAUCUGUCAGACUUAGAUGAUUUGUUGGAUGAUGAACUUCGUCGAGAACUAGGAGAACUGUCUUCAGACGAAGAGUCCUAUCGAAUGCCUCAGCUGCCGAAAGAGGGGUCGAAACGAGUUAAACUUCUCUGUAGUAAAAAUAGUAAUUCUUCGAACAAACAAAGUCUUGCUGGUGGAAGUGGUUCACAGAAAGAAAAGAUUCAAGUUCCAAAUCCACCACAUACGAUGAACAAACAGUAUCAACAAGAUGAAAUCUCAGUCUCAAAUUGCAAAUACACAAAACCGAAAGAAUGUGUUCGUAGUCAAACAAAUGAAACUAAAACCAAAGCGCCAGAGAGUAUAGACAAUAGCCUGCAAUACCAAAAUAUUAUUAAGGCAAACAAUGAAAAUUUGAAUAAAAAAGUACUACCAAAUAAACAUCAAGGAGGUGAUUUGAGUUCGCAUUAUGAAAAUAUGACGCCACUUAGUAAACCUGUAAUUAAGAAUCCGAGAAAAAUCUCAGCUCCGAACCUACAUCACCAAUAUAGCACAGUCAACAAAGAUUUGUUAAAUGAGACAGUUAACACUAAUAAUCGAGCCACUGAUCCUUGUUUAGGUCAGCAAUAUCUUGAUGCAGCUAAUAGAAGUACGUGUGUUGUUGAGGAACCAAGGAAAGUUUAUGUAGUACCAACGGUGGUACCUACUGUAUCAGCACCAACACCCAACAUUGUCCUUUUAGGCACAGAUAUGUUCUACAGCCCAAUUCCUAUUAUACAAAGUAACAUUAAUUCGGUAUUUUUACAGCAGAAUGAAACACAUAACAUUACCGUGCCCCAGCCAGUAUAUUGUGCUACUCCGGUUUGCACUCCCCACAUAAGUACGUCUGCUGUAUCUACACCAACAAUGGUGAAUUUUGACCAAACAUCACAAAUGCAUCAUGUUACAAAUCAGCUGGACUUGCCUGCAAGCAGCCAAAGUCAGUUCAAUGAUAAUAGUGAGCAUAUCGAAGUCAAAACUGGAUAUGUAAAUGCCACGAUUAACACUGACCAGCCCCUACAAGAAAAUACAGCCAAUUUGGAUAAUAAUGUGAUGACUGAUAUCAACUCAAAUAAACAACACGAGGGAAGUGUAUUGUCUGAAGUACAAGAAUGUAGAAACCUUAAUGUUUGUGAUACAGCACCUGCCAGUGCUAGAAGUCGUUCGAUAUCCACAGAAGAGGUUUUAAGUGAUAUAUUAAAUAAUCAAGAUCAAACUGUUGCCAAUGAUUUAUUGGUAAAAAAUUCUGCAGGCAAAAAAGUAAUGAAUGAUGUAAAUGAGCGAUAUUCUAUAAAUGACAUCGAAAGACUGAUGAGAAAACGUUUAGCUAUUAUUAAUAGACAGAUCGUUCAUAACUGCAUUUAUCCGCCUAUUGCUUUAAGUUAUGCUCCGAUAUUUAAAAAGUUGUCUCAUAUUGACAUAUGCCAUAAGAAAUUAGAAACUUCAGUUAAUACAAGAAAACAUAAUGUUGCACCUCAAGAUAUUGGUGAUUUUGUAUCAGAAGAUAAUCCUCGCAGUAUAGAUGUAAAUCAGAAGAAAUCAGAUACAAGGAAAGUUGUAGAAGAGAUUGUGGAUGAAACUAUUAAAACUUCGCCAUCAAUAAACGUCAAAGAAACAAGUAAUGAACAUAGUAAAGAAAAUACGAGCAUUUCCACGACAUGUCGACGUAUUAUGCUGCGAUCGUCGAAUAAAAAUUUGCCAAAUAUAUCAACAGAUGUUAAUGAUAAAAAUCCUAUUGGUAGAAAGACUAAAGUGAGACUAAAAGUAGCCAAAAAGAAAAUAAAUUACGAUACCAAUGAGUUGAACAUAAAUAACGACGAAAUAGUAAUAAGUAAAACUAAUCACAAAAAGAAAGUUAAAAGAAAAACUGUUGUAACUAAAAAUAAAACUAAAUUAAUACAUGAAUCUAAAGAUUGUGGUACAAACGACAAUACAGAAAUAUGCGUCAGUGAGACUCUACCUGUACUAAGCCUUGACAUAGAAGAUGUAUUAUUGGAUUCUAAGAUUCCCAAUAUUAACCUUGUCCAAACACAGGCUGUAACGGCUCUUGAAGAUGCCGAUAGUGAGAAGUCAAGUACAAAUAAAGCAAAGAGUGAUGUAACUUUACAGAAUAAAAAUGUAAAACUUAUUCCACCACAAUCCACUUCUGAUGUAGUUGUAGAUGAAAAGUCUAAUGCAAAUGAAGUAGUGAUUUCACAGAAUAAAAAAGUUUCAUUGAGACGAAAACGUAAGUCGUCAAAAAUUGUGGUCAAAAGCAGCAUUGAAAUUGAUGAAAGCAGUAAAAAAGCUUUGGAUAACGUAACGGACAUUGAUACUGGGGUAGCAAAUAAUCAUGGCGAUAACCACCGAGUAACAAGAUCAGUAACAAAAACUCCUAUUGAGAAAAUAAUACAGAACACACGAAUGGCAAAUCCAGAAGAUACAAACUGUUUAAAUAAAACUAUUUUUGCAAAGAAAUUACAAGCCACAGUUCCGAAAAUGCCUGUUCUUAUAAAUGAUGUUACCGAACAAGAAUCUAAUGGUAAUACUAAUAAGACACAAACUUCAAACCUCGAUAGGUCUACCAUAGUUACGAAUUCACAAUCAAAUGAUACUACAAAAUCUAGCACUAAUAUCAUAAAUGAUUUAAACAAAACUACUACAAAUAAAAAUCACGAGCUAUCACAACAUAUCGAUGAAGGCAUAAAAAGUACAAGUAAAACUUUUCAAAGUAUUUUGGAAAAAAAUGUUGUAAACGACAAUCAAGGAAUAAUAAAUCAGAUUUCUGGAGUUUGUCAGCAAAAAAGUGAUGUGAAAAUAAAAUCAACAGAGGCAUUCCAGAAAAUCGUCGACUCCGAAGCAGAUGCUGAUAAAUCUGUAUGUUCUUCAAAUGUUGAAAGUAGCGAAAUAUUACAUGAAAAACGUCAUUUUCCAUUAAAUGCUGAUAACACAAAAUCUUCCAAUAUUAUGCCACCAAAUAUUGUUGAGAAUAGCAAACUAUUACAAGGAAAUCCACAAUUGGCAACAAAUGGCCCGAUGUCAUCCAAUGUCGCGGCACCUAAUGUUGUCAGCAAUAAGAUAUUACAUGAAAAAUCAGAGCAACCAAAGGAAAGUAACACAUCCAAGAUAUGUCCUAAUAAUUCAGAAAAAUGUAAUAUACCACAAUCGUAUAAAGAUAGUAUUAUUAUCGAAGAGAUAUCCAAUAAUAAAGGGAGUGACGUUACAAAAUUAUUAAGAGUAAAACUUCCGAAUGGUAAAGUCUUCAAAGCAUCUGUUUAUGGUAAAAUGCAUUCUUCAUUCGACUCUCUAUUUGAAGAUCCAUCGUUGCGAGCUAUGCUUAUGAGCGAUUUUAAUGAACACAGAAAAUAUACAUUGAAUAUUAAACAGAUUUCAAAAACAAAUAGAGAAAAUCCUGAGAAACCGAUUGAAACAAGAAUCCAAGAAAUACAAGUAAAAACAAAAAAUUUAGCUCCUGCUGUUAUAGAAACUAUUGACUUAUUGAGUGAUGAUGAUGAAAAGGACGAUAGUUUUUGUUUUAAAACUAAAACAGGAGUUUACAAAACGCUUAUCAAAGAUAAAGAUAUCGUGGCCAAACAUCAAGCCAAGUUAGAUCAAAAUUGUUGUGUGAAAGUAGAAAAGCUUGUUCUACCUAAUAUUAAUAAUAAUUCCGAAGUCUCACUAAGUCCCCAAAUUGAUGGUAAUUCGGAUAUUUUAGACGAUGUAAGUUUACCACCUGUCUUUCUGAAUAGCAAACAUGAAACUAUACGAACUGAUGCAUUUAAUGUCCAAAAUAUACCACCUAUGGUUGAUAUUUGUCAAAAUGAUAGCAAUCAUGUCAAACAAUAUCAAAAUUCGAAUGUGAUUGAUAUUGACGAAUCAUCCAAUGAUAGUAUUGACCUUUUGAAGAACUGUCCAGAAGGACUUAUUGCGGAUGUGUCUUUAACUUUGAAUAAUUAUGAAUUACUUGAGGAUGUUUAUAAUGAUAUUGUAAAGCAUUCAAAUAUCGUGAACAAUAGUAAAACAAGUAUGGAUGUCAGCACUGAUCCUGCAGAUAAUACUAAUAACGUAAAUGAAGUUCAGCUGCUAGAGGAUAAUACAAAUAUUUCUAAUGAAAACCUUGAAAACGUUAAUGAUUAUGUAAGGAAAACGCCAGAUGACAACUUUGCUGGUAUUGUGGAAUAUUUAAGUACCAUAAGUAAUAAUGAACCAUGUGUGGAUGGUAACACUGAUACUGUAUGUAACCCUAGUAUCAAAAAUGAAGCUCCGACUCUAAAGAACAUUAUUAAUAUUGCAAAUAACCUUGAAACAGAAAAGAAAAUAUCAGAUGACAACAUUGCUGAUGUUGCGCAAGUUACUAGUAACGGAGAAGAAAAAAUACCAAGAGAAGACAAUUUUAAUAAAGCAGUAAAUACCAUUAACAAUCUUCUCAUUGUUAAUGAUAAAGAGAAUUAUGAAAUACAAGCUCCUGAAGCAUUUAUUCCAUCUAAAGAUGACACACCAACAUGUGACACAUCAACAAUUAAAACCCAGAAUUGUUUCGUGCCGCUCAUUAGAUGUGACGAUCUCGUUAAAUUUUACAAUAUACAAUAUGCACUUAACAAACAAUGUUUCGUAAGCCUGCAAAGGUGUGAUUCGAUUAUUGAAUCAUUAAAAGGUUUUGAAAAUGAUGUUGAUGCUGUAGAAAUUAAUAACAUACCCAACGAGAUACUGGAUGCGACAAUAGAAUCGUCAGAUACGGAAACGUCGAGUACGGCCUCUAUUUCGAUACUUAAAGAUUUAUCAUUCUUCUCUGAAAAAUAUGAUGAGGGAAACGGCAGAAAUUCCCCUGUUAUUGAGGUUUUUGAAGCAAUAGCGUGUUUGCGUAAGAAAUGUGAAAUUGACAAGGAAGGCAAAACUGGGUACCAUACUAACAAGUUUGAAUGUGAAUGGUUGCUAACAAAGCGGCAAAUUCAUAUUGGGUGUAAGAAUAUCGAAAUUCAAGAAAAUACAAGUGUUUUGAAAAGAUCUUUCACACCACGACUGGAUGAUCUGUCUACAGAAAGACCAAAUUUGGUUGAUAUUAUUUUAGUGCCCAGUUUAGUAUCGAUUAUGACGCUCUUUUUUCAAGACAGUAGUGUAUUAGACCAGUAUCGACCUGUAUCGAAAAAACAAAAUGUAAAUAGAUUGAAUAUAAGUCCCACAAUCUGUCUCAAAAGAAAAAUGCCAAAACUUGCGGAUAACAUUGUCGCAAAUAAAUUAUCCAAAUUGGUACUUGGAGAUAAAGACAAUUCUGUUAAUAACGUAAUAAGUAAACGUUUUAAUGGUGAAUAUUGUACUAUGAUUGUAUCACCUGAUGGUUGUAACAAUGAAAGCAAACCUUUUAUCGUGGAAAAUGAAAUGCAUCAUAUCAAUAAUAUUCCUCAGCUAGUAUCAAACGGAAAUCAGGGCAACAAAACUGAAAUCAUAGACGAUUUUACCAACAAAGAUAUUUAUGUGUGUAAAGAACAUAAUCAAAACGUUGUGAUCGUCACAAAUAUAGAUAAUAGUUAUGUUAAUACUUGUUCUGAAUUAUCUCCAAAAGAAAUCAAAAACUCGAAAACCGCUUGUAACGAUAAAAUGCAAAAUAAGAUCAUGAAAAACUAUGUCAAUGGGAACAAUUCUAUAACAAAGAAUGCGUCAGCGUCAUAUGAAUGCAAAACUGAAAGUAGACUGGAAAUCAUGGAAAAUAUUACAAACGAGAGCAAAACUUUAGAAGAAAUAGAAGAUUUUGCCCAAAAUCAAGAUGUUCUCGAAGUCAACAUAAUGCCAAAUCGAAGUUUUCUUAUGGAUAAUGUAAUUGACUCACACAAUAAUGAUAACUCGGUAUCAAUUUACGCCAGUUUAAACUGUGCUGACAAAAUUUCUACACUAGCAGAAAAAUCUGAACAUGCUGCAAUUGUUGGUAUUGUAUCAAGCGUACCUCAUACAACUGAUGUGGAAAGUUCACAAACUGAUAGCUAUUUAGGAGAAAGUGAAAGUCCACAAUGCCAUAUUACAGAUAUAAUUGAAAUUAAAAAUGAUGAGGGAUUAAAAGUAGUGGAAUUUAAAAUACCAAGUCAAGACCAACAAUCUGAUGGAAAGGACAAAAUAAUGAGCCCAUGUCAAGAAAAUUAUGAACAUUUAGAAAGUGACGUAUUGAAUUUAAAUGUUUCUGAACACUCAUCAGAAGUAUUGACAAUAGGUAACCGACAAUUUAAUUAUACAAUAGAAGUUGAAAGUUUCCAAAUCACUGAUACCAAUGUGGAAUAUGAUAACAUUGAUCGACGAAUAUCUAAAAAUAUCGUUGAAUUAAAUCAGGAUAUUACGAGUGGUGAAAUCGCGAAAUCACAAAAUUUGGUCAAAAACCAAAGUGAAAUUAAUUUUGAAAAAGAUAAUUCAGAAGUUUACUUAUAUGACAAUAUUGUUAAUAAGCCAAUGCCUCCUAAUGAAAAUAUUGCCAUUAACAAUAUUGCCCAAUUGGAUGAUGUAACUGUUACCGAAUACUUCAAGGAUGUAGUUGAUCUUAAAAAAUACAAAAAUAUUGUAAAGGGUGAUUUAAUUCAGGAUGUUGAAGAUAAAAAACAAAAACAAGGGGUUGAGCAAGUUAAUGACGAACAACUUGUAGAAAACAUAGUAGUUGAAAAUCCAGAGGAUUAUCAUAGUGACAGCACGACAUAUUCCAACAAAUGUAUUGAUAAAAGUAUACAUGAUGCAAAUAUUUGCCCAGAGAUAGCUGACAUUGAAAACGAAUGCUGUAUAGGUCUAGAAGUAACAUGUGGAGAUGUUGAAAAUAUUGACAAUGAACUUCUUGUGGGUAAACUGACUAGUGCUGAGAUAAGCAUUGAAAGCUGUUACGAAAAAAAUUCGAAAGCUGAACGGAAAGACAAGAUUUUCGUACAAAAUCCUAUUCCAGACCACGAAUAUACUGACUUACUUCGAGCUCCUGGUGAAACUGCAGAAAUGCAAACAUAUGAAAAGGGUGAUGAUGAUAUAACUCCUUGUGUUAAUAAUGUAUUCAACGAUGAUGAAGAUAGAAGUAAAUGUAUGUUGAGAGGUGUUGAGAUUGAAGAUCCCGAUGUCGGAGUUGUGUAUGUGUUAUAUCCAAUAGACGACAGUACAAGCGAUGUGGGCACACCUAAUAGCAGCUAUGAAGAUAUAACUGAAACAUUUGAAGAAACAGAAGUUGCUGAAGAUGUGGUUGACAGAGAUGAUAAUAAAGAUAUGUUGGAAGUUAAUAUACCUAAAAUGACGUAUUCUAAACCACUUAAAUACGGUUUGAAUUCUAAGCAACAUUUAAAGCGUAAGAUAGAUUUUUCAGAUCCUAAACCCACGCCGAAAAAAUAUAGAAAAGGAAAGAAUAUUGACUAUCCCAAAAUUACAACUGCUGCUAUACUUGAACAGGGUUAUACCAAAGAGUAUAAACGUGUUUUGGAUUACUCGAGUUCUCUCAAAUUUUCUUAUACGCAACCAUUUCAUAAAGACUAUUUGGACAUUGAUAAGACAAUUAAAGAUUGGCCAAUAAAAGGUCCGUGUGUUUCUCAGCCCGAGCUUGCUAUAGAAUCUCAGUGCACUCUAUUCACAGAUAUGGAAACGAAUGUUAUUUAUGAACCUGAGAUCUUAAACCAAACAUUACAGGAAGAAAUAAACCAAAAUUACACAGAAAAGACCGAACCUUCAUCAGACAUCAACGAAAUAAAUUUCAAUAUGGGUUUUGGUGAGGGGUCCGGCAGAGUCAUACAAAAUUUAGAAGAUGUAGAUGACAAUUCAAAAGUUUCGGCUGCGACUCUGUCGGACGUAAAGCAACCUCAGCCGUUUAUACUGUCCGAAGAUUGUGAACAAAAUCGCAAUAAUAUGAACGCUGCAAAGGAUGAUCAAAUAGAAAAGAUACAGCGUUAUUUAACAUAUAUACAACUACGUGAUAAAGUAAAAACUUUCUUCCAAAAGAGCUCAAUUGAACUUGAAUAUGAUGUGCUUGGUAAGAAAAAAGAUGUUGAACACACUUAUGACUCUACUAAUUUUCCAUUUGAUCUUUACAUUCAAAAUUUUAUGGAGCCACGGCCAUUUGAAGCUAUUGUGCAAGUGGUACAGGUCGGGCAAUUGCCUGUUAGUGCUGCUGCGCAGAACCCUGUGACUUGUGACCCGCGAGUCACGCAUGUAUCCGACGCCAGUCCAUCUCAGUGCUCAGUGGAAAGCAGCCCUCACGAUGAGUCCUCAACGCCCAUAAAGACUGAAUACACAGAACUAACUACAGCGGAUUUGAGUCUCCCAUUAAUGCAAGAUUACGUUCAACACACCCAAACGAUGGAUUUACACGAUAACCAAAACGUAACCACGUCUGAUGAAAACAUACCAAUUGAGACUGAAAUAAAAUCUGUGGUCAAAAUUGAGUUGAUGGAAGAACUGCCUGAAGAAAAAGAAAAGUCAGAAUUUUUGGAGAAUUCUGACAUACAAUCUAUGGAAGUAAAUCAUAGCAAUAAUGAGUAUUAUUAUGAAGAAAAUAAUACGCCUACCGCAUAUGAAACGACCAAUGUAACUUCUGAAUACGAUCCACCAAAUACCAUUGCACCGCCAGAAGAGACUAAUGCGCAAAUGAUGUAUAAUACCGAAGAGAAACAAACAGUAGAAGGUGACCUUCCUCAGGAAAAACAACAAAAUGGUUCCCCUGAAAAAACUGAUCAGAUUGCGCACGCAAUGAGCGCUGCUGGAAUAACUACUACGGCUGAAACUGCUGCUGACAACGGAACCCAAGCAUUAGUUGACAUGUUGUCUCAAAAGAUGUGUGAGGGUGCCGUCGGUGCUAAUACUACUGCCGCAAAUAGUUAUCCGAAAACGACUGCAAUCAAUGCCAUGGCUCUUCAACAAGCUCUUGCACAAAUCUUACCACCUCCAUUAAAUCAAACGAAUGUUAACGAUAGUAACCAACAAGCAGCUAAUAAUCAAGCAACACCCCAAGUGUUACAUAUAGUGCAAGGUAAAAAUGCAUCAGGAAGUCAAAUCACACUGGUGGAUAAUUCUCAACAAUCAGUCAUAAGUGGUACGAACACUACACCGGUAUUGCAUAUAGUUCAGAAUAAAGGUGGAACGACGGGAGCAACUACAAAUGGUGCUUCCGGAGCUCAAACCAACUCGUUUAGUGGUUUGUCGUUAGUUGAUGCAGGACUCCAGCAAGGUGGCAACCAAUUAUUGCAUAUUGUGAAUACUGGCAGUCAGAAGAAUAAUAAUACCGGUCAGUUACUGAAACGAGUCAAUCUCCUUACUAAUUUGGCAAAUGUUCAGGGCUCAAAUGAGCAGAAGAUGGUGCAAUUUGUCUGCAAAUCAGCUGAUGGAAAAUCGAUCCAGCUCAAUGCUCCACAUCAAAGAAGUAUGGUCUUGAGGCUGCAACCAAUUGAAUCGCCAGCGCCAGCUUCUCAAUCAAAAACAGCUGAGAAUCAAGAAAGUCUGUCACCAUCGCCUGCCAUUGCGCAAAAUAAAGACAGCGCUUCACAACAAGAAAUAAAAUCUCGCUCUGUAUAUGAAGAGAAUUACGCAAAAUUUAUACAGAACUCUUCUACUAAGCCGGCAGCUGCAGGUGAAAAAUCUACCAGUCUGCCGAAAUUUAAUCAAGCAUUUGGCAAACCUGUUUUCGAAGACGGCACACAAAAAUCGGAUGAAAUAAAUACCAAUAUGCCAGCAGUAAAUGCUCCACAGGAGAACAGUGAAAGUCAGCCCGCUGACAGUAAUGCGAUUAACUUGGAGCACAUAAGUCAAAUUAAUAGCCCUCCAUUGUUACUGAGGAAAUCACCGGCUCAAACAUCUCAAGCCCAAACCAACUUGGUCCAGCAAAUAAAGCAGACUAUAGCACCUAUGAAUAUACAGACUAUGCAUGGUGGCGUCAUUUACACCCGACAAAUACCUGUAAACAUAGGAGGAGGACAAACUAUCAACCUAAUAACAGUGCCUAGCACUGAACUGAUUGACGAGUCUGGGCAAAAGCAACAGCCCAAUCAGGGUGAAAUAGAACCUUCUAUAAUAAAGAUCGUUCCCCAAACUCAACCAAAUAGUAAUACGGAAGUGUCGUCUGAAGAAAAUGGAAAUAAUGCGGGUACUUCAAACGAAAAUAAUCAGAAUCCGCAACCACAGCCUGUUUUAACACAAAUGAGGAUAAAACUACCGAUGUUGAGCAAGACGCCGCAGAUGGUGUCAGGGUCGAGGGUAGUUCGCCCUUCUUUCUUCCAGAUUCAAAGGAAUGUCAUCGGUGGCGCGAACCAACCUGUGUAUCAACAGUUGGUAUUGACGGCAGCCCCACCUUUGGGCCAACAAACUAUUCGUUUGCCCACAGCGCAAGCGAAUCGACAACAGCUUAAAGUACCAACAGAAAGUCAGUCGACUGAAUCCAUGAGCUCAUCUACGCUGGAACAGCUAAGGGAAUUCGAUAUGGUGCUCGAGCAAGUCAAGGAAAGAAGUACCGUUCAACCAAAUUCUAAUUCUUCCACGACAUUUCCGAAGCUUCACACGCCGUCUACAGAUACCACAGAUAACGCAACAUCAGUAGGAACAACUCCAUCAGAGCCCAGUCAGAGCCAAGUCCUAUAUUCGAUUGGAAACAAUCAACCAUUAAAUGUUGCUUAUGUGAACCGAAAAACACCAGUUUCUACCCCAACGACGUCUACCUUUGUGCGGUCGCCAGAUUCAUCCGGCAUUGCCGAUUCUCCCACAUCGUCGACCCAUGUUCAAAUACCUCACACGGUCACUUCUGAAAGUACGUCAAGCGAGACUCCAACUCAGCCGAAACCUGCAAAAGUAGGCUCCAAAUCAAAAUCAAGACCAAAGUCAUCAUCGCAUCCCCCUAAUAAUAUGAAAAUAAAUCCGGUUCCUCCGAAAACGUCUACACAGAAGCCGUUGGAAGAUGAACAGACGACUCAAAGGAUAUUAUACAUAUUGGCAGAAUAUAAAGAACAAGUCGAAAAUUCUCCCGAUAAAGACAAACCUGCUCCACGCAGGCGGUCGCAUCCUCCAUCGAAUCCAGGGUCAUCAAAACGCAAGAAGAGUUCAAGCGGGUCUCGCCGCCACGGUCGCGAUAUGAGUCCAAUUCACGGAGAAGAUACGUGCCGUACUAUGGGAUCGGAGGAUAGCAGCUGUGGCACAUCUCAAGGCGAUUGUAAUGAGAGCUGCUUGGAAAGUCAUUCCCCUCAAGACAGCCCUCGGAAGAUCGUCAGAAAAUUGACAUUUGAACACGAGACUCCUGUACAGCAGCCGCGGCCGCAGCCUCAGCGGAACGUGAUCGUCGCUGAUGGCCAGACGAUAACGGUCGCUCGCGGUACUGCCGGUAAACCAACAACAGCUGUUCUCAUGCCUGCAAAUUACAUCUUGCCUGUGUCUAUGGUGAAAAGCGGCCAGCAAAUAGCGAUUGUUACAAACCGCGGUCCGAAGUUACUAACAGUCGGCGGGGGAGAGAGAGGCACGACUAAUGCGUUGUUGCUUCAACGACUGAUCGGACCGGCGGGGUUGAAACCUGUGUUAGCUCGACCGGGAGUUCGCCACGUCCGUUUGCCGGCGGCGGCCCUACAUAACUUACAAGCGUUCAACUUGGCAGCAGCCGCGACUGUUCAACCGCCCGAUAGUACCGCUUCACCUGCGCCUGCGCCGACGCCACCUGAGCUGAUAGACACUCGAGCGGCUAGUUCCCCUUGGACCGAUCGAGAGUCUCAAGACGUGAAGGCUGAUAGAGGCUCGAGUCCAGAGGAGGAGCCAUGGAAUCUGCCUUCCUCAGCUGAUCCACACGACUAUACCUAUGAAGAGACAGUGCGGGCUGAAAACAUGGACCGGACUGUUCUUGACGCGAUGCCAGAUCGGUACAGCCCCGAUAUGGAGGCUCAAAGGAUAUUUGAUAAGAUGUUCGACGUUGACUCCAAAAAGUCGUACAUUGUGGACUCCCCACGAUGCGGUUACGAUAUAGACGCGUCCGAUUGCGACGAUAAACCGUACCACCAGGUCGUACACAAGAAAGAUGGUACUUCGCAACGACACCACAGACUAACACACGUUUCCGCCGCGGCGCUGAGGCAUAAGUACGCCAUAUUGGAACACGAAUUAAGGCUGCAGAAAUCUCUAUCAGAGGAGUGCGAAGAUCUAGGCGUGGACUCCCCAUCGGCGUCGGAGCUGUUCCCCGAAGCGGAGCUGCUGUUCGCUGCGUCCCCGGCCCACGACCACGCCCAGGAGCAGGGGGCGCAGUCCCACACGACGCAACCGAGCCACGCGAGUAUCCCCCAACCAGACAUUGACGACCAAAUAGCGACGGACCAGCUCCUCAACCGCGACGACAUCGAGCGGCAACAGCUGGAACUCGGGCUGGAGGACGUGGGCAUCGUGAGCGUGGGCGACGGGAUGCAGCACAUCGCGCUCAACCAUGAGGAGUUUGCGCGUGCGCAUCCCAAUACGACAUUCCAUAGCGAGCCUACCGAAGAAGCGCCGGUGCAGCCAUUCACAAUAGCUGGCUUGAAGGGCCGCCACAUCACAUCGACGAUCUUCCACUCCAACCGCGCGCCCGCCACCGUCCUCAUGACGGCGCCGCAGACCACCGUCAUAUCCCAGGCCACGGCCGACCCUCACGCCGUCAAAUAUGACCUCGACCACAUGAUCAACUCAUUGCCCUCAUCGCACAACAUCAACCUAUCCUCAGUGCUGGUCAAAGACGAUGGCCUCACCAGAUUCGACAGCAUUCUCAACGAUUCCAGAGAAUUGCACCUCACGCACACAGCCUCCGCUAUAGUCCACUCCACCGGAAACGCCACGCAAGUCAUUAGACGAGUCUGCUAUGAUGAUAAAAGAGAUAGAGAUACCAGCUUCCUCAUGGACGAACCGGACGCUCUCAUAGCUGGUGACGACGCGAAAAUGGUGGCCGAAGACAGCUCCAGAGACGCCACUCUGGAAUCCAUGGCGGAUGUUGACGACGACAGGUCAUCCCCUGAGAGACACACAGAAUUGUUCUGGGAAUCUAAUUCGGCAUCGGAGCGAUCGGAAAGCCGACGACCGUUGGACUUUAGCAGUGAUAGCGACAAAUGCUGCAAGAGCCCAUCAUAUGAUGAGACCAAUUCAACUGAUUCGAGCGGGGUCGGGACUCACAUGAGACUGGACUCCGUGAUCAAAGACGCGAGGGGGAUCGAAAGGAGCGGCAGCGCGGAUGGCUCGUCAGCCGAUGAUACCCAUCCGCCGCUGCGCACGUACCCGCCGAAGCGAACGUACCAUCCUUUGGAAGGAGAAAUGGAGAGGAGCCUGAGCGGGAAAACCCGCGCCGGAGAGCGGUCGCCGGACAGCGUGGAGGUGCGGCGCCGCGCGUCCGGCCGCGGCGUCGUCAAGCGCGGCUGCCACUGCUGCAACGGCUCCCCCUCCCCCGCGCCCCCCAGACCUAAGAAAUCCCGACAGAGAAAACCUACCAUGGACUUCACCAACUAGGACUAUUGUGAUUAUUUGUAUGUACUUUAGGCGGCGUUCGACGUUCUCCCGUCGACGACUGCCAGACUGAAAUGCGAUCUCCUACUCACGAGGUUUCACUUUUUUAGCUGUAUAAUAUUGAAGUUGUUGAAAUUGUUUUGUAUAUAAUUUUAUAAGUAUAUAUAACCUAUAUCUAAGUUCACGGCAGAUUUAAGCGAUGUAUUUUUGUUAACGUUUUUCAUUGAUUUGAUUUUAGUAGUUCCUUUUAGCUGUUAUUAUUUUUAAGUCGCUACUGCAUCGUCACCUAUCAGUUCAAAUUCUUGAUGAAAAAAAGAAAUAUUGUUUUCUUUUAUUUUGAUUGUUAAAUUUUACUUCAUGUAAUAUAUCCAUAUACAUAUUGUAUCGAAAUAUGCGCUGUAUGAUAAUAUAUAUUUCUAUAGGUUACCUCCAUAUUUUAGGGUAAGUGUUUUCGUUAGUGAUACUGGCCAUACUCAAAUGUGAAUUUAAUCGUCUUUAGAUAUAGAUAUUGUAUUAUUUGAGCCAGUCCUCGAUGUUAGACUGACGUUGGCGCUUCGCCGUCGAAGCGAAGUUAUCUGUGAGUAGUAUUUAGUUGUAAACUUCCACGCCAUGCACAAAACAGACCGCGAUAUAUUUGCGCGUCCUUUUCGACAUUCGUUUAUACAAUAUCCCCGUGCCAACGUAAACAUUUGACGCGGCACUUGAUCUUAUUUCCCAAAGUUAUUGCUGUAUUUAAACUUUUAUAGUAGCGAUGUGUUAAGAUAGUGUGAUUUAAUAUCCAUAGUGUAAAAGAUGUAAAUAUUUCGCCUCCGAUUUGGAGGGGGCUAUCUAGUCACUAUAGUACCGAUAUUGUUAGUCUUGUAGGCCCAGUGCGGUCUCUGGCUCCACUGUGACAGGCUUAAAGCCCUACUUUCGUGCAGUAUUCUACCGCUUGUAUAUAAACGUGAUGGUGUCGUAACCGGGCAGCGUAUGUUCGAAAUUCAUUCCGAAUUUGUAAAUAGUGGGGGUAAAUUCUAGUGAAUUUAGUGGUCGCGUCCCGCGAUCGUUAUAGUGAAAAUUAAUCGAUACACUCUGGGUCGGAUUUGAAUUAACAGAUAGUUCAGAACUUCAUGUAGCGUAAGAUAGAGUUAUUAGAUAAAAUUAACUCGACGUGUCUAAGUCAUGGCUAUGUAGCGGACGCUCGAACGCGUUCGCCUAUGACUCGAGGCACUAAAUUAAUAUCCAGUGUUAUGGUUAAUGUGUUUCUGUGAGUACGGAACAUUCGGUGUAAUAAUUUACGUUCCAGAAUGAAAUCAAUCUUCUGCCAUUUUCUAAAAAUAAGGUUCAAAUUUUUUAUAUAAUCCAGUAUGUUGUUAUUGUUCGGUAAGCUGUAGGUAACCUCCGAUGUUAACAAACUCAGUAUUGCAUUGCGUUCUUCUUUUGUUAAAUUUUUCAUCUAGAAAUUUAAAUUUAUUAGCUGUAAAAACUAUGUUUAGGAGUUUAUUUUCUUGUCUUAUUUUGAAAUGAACCGUCAAUGUUUCGUGAUUCUGUAAAAUUAUUUUUAAAAGUGCUACAGGAGAAAUGAUCAUUAAAACUUAUCU
This is a messenger RNA of Plodia interpunctella (Indianmeal moth), 19594 nucleotides long. RefSeq lists its product as uncharacterized. Lineage: Eukaryota; Metazoa; Arthropoda; Insecta; Lepidoptera; Pyralidae. Bases 54 to 18017 code for a protein of 5987 amino acids. The record is from RefSeq and is a predicted model, not a curated record. The transcript is spliced from 17 exons.